This is a messenger RNA of Physella acuta, 2328 nucleotides long. RefSeq names its product proline-rich protein 36-like. NCBI's taxonomy places the organism in Eukaryota, Metazoa, Mollusca, Gastropoda, Physidae. The record is from RefSeq and is a predicted model, not a curated record.
AUGAGACACAUUGACGUCACCUCCGACAAACUGACGUCACCAGCGAUAGAUCGACGUCACCACAAUUACGUCAUCAUCGACAGAUUGUCCUCACCUCCGUGUCCUCACCUCCGACAGAUUGUCCUCACCUCCGUGUCCUCACCUCCGACAGAUUGUCCUCACCUCCGACAGAUUGUCCUCACCUCCGUGUCCUCACCUCCGUGUCCUCACCUCCGACAGAUUGUCCUCACCUCCGUGUCCUCACCUCCGACAGAUUGUCCUCACCUCCGACAGAUUGUCCUCACCUCCGACAGAUUGUCCUCACCUCCGUGUCCUCACCUCCGUGUCCUCACCUCCGACAGAUUGUCCUCACCUCCGUGUCCUCACCUCCGUGUCCUCACCUCCGUGUCCUCACCUCCGACAGAUUGUCCUCACCUCCGUGUCCUCACCUCCGUGUCCUCACCUCCGACAGAUUGUCCUCACCUCCGUGUCCUCACCUCCGUGUCCUCACCUCCGACAGAUUGUCCUCACCUCCGACAGAUUGUCCUCACCUCCGUGUCCUCACCUCCGUGUCCUCACCUCCGACAGAUUGUCCUCACCUCCGUGUCCUCACCUCCGUGUCCUCACCUCCGUGUCCUCACCUCCGACAGAUUGUCCUCACCUCCGUGUCCUCACCUCCGUGUCCUCACCUCCGACAGAUUGUCCUCACCUCCGUGUCCUCACCUCCGUGUCCUCACCUCCGACAGAUUGUCCUCACCUCCGACAGAUUGUCCUCACCUCCGACAGAUUGUCCUCACCUCCGUGUCCUCACCUCCGACAGAUUGUCCUCACCUCCGUGUCCUCACCUCCGUGUCCUCACCUCCGACAGAUUGUCCUCACCUCCGUGUCCUCACCUCCGUGUCCUCACCUCCGACAGAUUGUCCUCACCUCCGUGUCCUCACCUCCGUGUCCUCACCUCCGACAGAUUGUCCUCACCUCCGUGUCCUCACCUCCGUGUCCUCACCUCCGACAGAUUGUCCUCACCUCCGUGUCCUCACCUCCGACAGAUUGUCCUCACCUCCGACAGAUUGUCCUCACCUCCGUGUCCCCACCUCCGACAGAUUGUCCUCACCUCCGACAGAUUGUCCUCACCUCCGUGUCCUCACCUCCGUGUCCUCACCUCCGACAGAUUGUCCUCACCUCCGUGUCCUCACCUCCGUGUCCUCACCUCCGACAGAUUGUCCUCACCUCCGACAGAUUGUCCUCACCUCCGACAGAUUGUCCUCACCUCCGUGUCCUCACCUCCGUGUCCUCACCUCCGACAGAUUGUCCUCACCUCCGUGUCCUCACCUCCGUGUCCUCACCUCCGACAGAUUGUCCUCACCUCCGUGUCCUCACCUCCGUGUCCUCACCUCCGACAGAUUGUCCUCACCUCCGUGUCCUCACCUCCGUGUCCUCACCUCCGACAGAUUGUCCUCACCUCCGUGUCCUCACCUCCGACAGAUUGUCCUCACCUCCGACAGAUUGUCCUCACCUCCGUGUCCCCACCUCCGACAGAUUGUCCUCACCUCCGACAGAUUGUCCUCACCUCCGACAGAUUGUCCUCACCUCCGACAGAUUGUCCUCACCUCCGUGUCCUCACCUCCGUGUCCUCACCUCCGACAGAUUGUCCUCACCUCCGUGUCCUCACCUCCGACAGAUUGUCCUCACCUCCGACAGAUUGUCCUCACCUCCGUGUCCCCACCUCCGACAGAUUGUCCUCACCUCCGACAGAUUGUCCUCACCUCCGACAGAUUGUCCUCACCUCCGACAGAUUGUCCUCACCUCCGUGUCCUCACCUCCGUGUCCUCACCUCCGACAGAUUGUCCUCACCUCCGACAGAUUGUCCUCACCUCCGUGUCCCCACCUCCGACAGAUUGUCCUCACCUCCGACAGAUUGUCCUCACCUCCGUGUCCUCACCUCCGACAGAUUGUCCUCACCUCCGUGUCCUCACCUCCGUGUUCUCACCUCCGACAGAUUGUCCUCACCUCCGACAGAUUGUCCUCACCUCCGACAGAUUGUCCUCACCUCCGACAGAUUGUCCUCACCUCCGUGUCCUCACCUCCGUGUCCUCACCUCCGUGUCCUCACCUCCGACAGAUUGUCCUCACCUCCGUGUCCUCACCUCCAUGUCCUCACCUCCGACAGAUUGCCCUCACCUCCGUGUCCUCACCUCCGUGUCCUCACCUCCGUGUCCUCACCUCCGACAGAUUGUCCUCACCUCCGACAGAUUGUCCUCACAUCCGUGUCCUCACCUCCGACAGAUUGUCCUCACCUCCGACAGAUUGUCCUCACCUCCGACGGACCUCCCCCUGUGACAUGCCUGAAUGA